Cervus elaphus (red deer) is the source of this 6641-nucleotide messenger RNA. It is a transcript of the gene EVPL, whose product is annotated as envoplakin. The transcript has 22 exons. Bases 289 to 6390 code for a protein of 2033 amino acids. Gene Ontology annotation, biological process: wound healing; intermediate filament cytoskeleton organization. The record is from RefSeq and is a predicted model, not a curated record. Gene Ontology annotation, molecular function: cadherin binding; structural molecule activity. Gene Ontology annotation, cellular component: membrane; cytoskeleton; intermediate filament. Lineage: Eukaryota; Metazoa; Chordata; Mammalia; Artiodactyla; Cervidae.
GGCAGGGCCGGGCGCCCCGCCCUUUGGGCUGUUCCCUUUCCUCCCAAACUGGUUGUGCAGGAGCAGGACGAGUGUGGUGCGGGGAGUCGGGGUGCAUGCGCGCAGCCCCGGCCCCCUCACCGCCUCACCUGCAGGGAGGACCCGCCCAGAAACUGCCCGCCUGGUGCCUGGCUGCCCCACCUCGCCAGAGCCCAGCUGAGCAGCCAGCGAGGACACACGCCCGCUGCCCGCUGCCUGCCCACCCUCGCCGGCCGAGCCCAGCCCAAGCCCACACCUGCCUUCAGGACCAUGUUCAAGGGGCUGAGCAAAAGCUCCCAGGGGAAGGGGUCCCCCAAGGGCUCCCCAGCCAAAGGCUCCCCCAAGGGGUCCCCCAACAAGCACAGCAGAGCUGCCACUCAGGAGCUGGCCCUGCUGAUCUCCCGCAUGCAGGCCAAUGCCGACCAGGUGGAGAGGGACAUUCUAGAGACCCAGAAGAAGCUGCAGCAGGACCGACAGCACAGUGAGCAGCGCCAGGCCCUGCAGCACCGGCAGGAGGUGGGCCGCAGCCUGAAGGAGGCCGAGGUGCUGCUGAAGGACCUCUUCCUGGAUGUGGACAAGGCCCAGCGGCUCAAGCACCCGCAGGCCGAGGAGAUCGAGAAGGACAUCAAGCAGCUGCACGCCCGGGUGACCCAGGAGUGCGCCGAGUACCGCGCCCUGUAUGAGAAGAUGGUGUUGCCGCCCGACGUGGGGCCCAGGGUCGACUGGGCGAGGGUGCUGGAGCAGAAACAGAAGCAGGUCUGCGAGGGCCAGUACGGACCGGGCAUGGCGGAAUUGGAACAGCAGGUUGCUGAGCACAACAUCCUGCAGAAGGAGAUCGAGGCCUACGGGCAGCAGCUGCGGACCCUCGUAGGGCCGGACGCGGCCUCCAUCCGGAGCCAGUACCGGGACCUCCUGAAGGCGGCCUCGUGGCGAGGGCAGAGCCUGGGCAGCCUGUACACGCACCUGCAGGGCUGCACACGCCAGCUGAACGCCCUGGCCCAGCAGCAGCAGCGCAUCCUCCAGCAAGACUGGAGCGACCAGCUGGCCGACCCUGCGGGCGUGCGGAGGGAGUACGAGCACUUCAAGCAGCACGAGCUGCUGAGCCAGGAGCAGAGCGUGAACCAGCUGGAGGACGAUGGGGAGCGCAUGGUGGAGCUCGGGCAUCCGGCCGUGGGGCCCAUCCAGGCCCACCAGGAGGCCCUGAAGUUGGAGUGGCAGAACUUCCUGAACCUUUGCAUCUGCCAGGAGAGCCAGCUGCAGCACGUGGAGGACUACCGCCGGUUCCAGGAGGAGGCCGACUCCGUCAGCCAGACCCUGGCAAAGCUCAGCUCCAGCCUGGACAGCUGGUACAGCCCUGCCCCGGGGGGCCCGCCUGGCGCCCUAACAGAGAUGCUGCGGCAGCUGGAGGCAGAGGAGAAGCAGCUGACCAUGGCUGAGAAGACUGUCAAGGACCUGCAGCUGCAGAGCCAGGGGGUGGCCCCUCUGCCCCAGCGAAGGAACCUGCCCCCACAGCCCCUGCGCGUGGAUAGCAUCUGUGACUGGGACUCAGGAGAAGUGCAGCUGCUGCGGGGUGAGCAGUAUACACUGGUGGACAACACUGACCCGCACACCUGGGUGGUCCAGGGCCAGGCAGGCGAGACCAAGCGGGCCCCAGCCGCCUGCCUCUGCAUCCCAGCUCCGGACCCUGAAGCCGUGGCCAGGGCCUCCGGGCUCGCCUCGGAGCUGCAGGCCCUGAAGCAGAAACUGACCACAGUCCAGAGCCGCCUGAAGGCCAGCGCCAAGGAGCCCUUACAGCCCAGCCAGCAGGCUCCAACCAGCUCGGGCCCAGCCGACCCGCAGGCCCAGAAGCUCCUGACACAGAUGACCCGGCUGGAGGAGGACCUGGGGCAGAUAGAGAAGCAGGUGCUGGCCUGGGCCCGGGCCCCGCUGAGCCGCACCUCACCACUCGAGGACCUCGAGGGCCGCAUCCAGAACCACCAGGGCACAGCCCAGCGGCUGCAGAGCCUGGGAGCAGAGAAGGAGGCGGCCCAGCAGAAGUGUGAGGCGUUUCUGUCGGGGCAGCCCUCAGGGCCUGCUGCCCUGCACCUGCCCGUGGUCCUCAACAACGUCAAGAACAAGUACAGGGACGUGAAGGUUCUCUGCGGCCUCUACGGGGAGAAAGCCAAGGCCGCCCUAGGUCUGGAGCGGCAGAUCCGGGAUGCAGACACGGUCAUCCGAGGCUUUGAGUCCACCCUGGCACAGGAGGCCCCCAUCCCCGCGGGCCCGGGCGCGCUGCAGGAGAGGGUCAGCGAGCUGAAGCGCCGGCGGAGGGAGCUGCUGGAGCAGCAGGCCUCUGUGCUCGGGCUGCACCGCCAGCUGAAGGCCGUCGAGCACUCGUGUGGCGCGCUGCAGAACAAUUUCCACGAGUUCUGCAAAGACCUCCCACAUCAGCAGCGCCAGGUGCGGGCCCUCACCGACCGCUACCACGCUGUGGGGGACCAGUUGGACCUGCGGGAGAAGAUGGUGCAGGAUGCCGGCCUCACUUACCAGCAGUUCAAGAACUGCACAGACAACCUGAAUGCCUGGCUGGAGCGCCUGCCCCACAAUCAGGUGCGGCCCAGCGACGGGCCCAGCCAGAUCGCCUACAAGCUGCAGGCACAGAAGAGAUUGCUGCAGGAGAUCCAGGGCCGCGAGCCGGACAGGGCCAUGGCAUCCCGCCUCUCCCAGCACCUGCAGGCGGCGCUCCAGGACUACGAGCUGCAGGCAGACACCUACCGCGGUUCCCUGGAGCCCACCCAGGGAGGGUCGGCCCCCAAGAGACCCCGAGUGGCUCCCCUGCAGGACAGCAUCCAGGCCCAGGAGAAGAACCUGACGAAGGCCUACACUGAGGUGGCAGCUGCCCACCAGCAGCAACUGCACCAGCUGGAAUUUGCCAAAAAGAUUCUGGAGAAGAAAGAGCUCAAUGAGGACAUCCAGGUGAUCCCUAAUGCCCAGCAGGGGUCCGAGAGCCCAGCCCGAGUGGGCAGGGAGUCAGAGGCCCUGAGGUCCCAGCUGGAGGAAGAGAGGAAGCGGGUGGCCCAGGUGCAGCGUGAGCUGGAGGAGCAGAGGAGCCAGCUGCUGCAGCUGAAGACCCAGCGGCCUGUGGAGAAACUGGAGGAGAAGGAAGUGGUGGAGUUCUACCGGGAUCCCCAGCUGGAGAGCAACCUGUCCAGGGUGAAGUCCCAGGUGGAGGAUGAGGGCAAGAAGCGGGCUGGCCUGCAGGCAGACCUGGAGGCGGUGGCCCAGAAGAUCAUGCAGCUGGAGAGCCAGAGGAAGGCCACGGAGCCUCACCUGCUGACCAAAGAGGUCACCCAGAUCGAGAGGGACCCCGGCCUGGACAGCCAGGCGGCCCAGCUCCGCGGUGAACUCCAGCUCCUGCAAGAGGAGAACACGGCCGUCUCGGCCCGGCUGGAGGCGCUGAAGGCGGAACUGCUGGCCCUUGAGCAGAAGGAGGUGAACGUGAAGGAGACAGUUGUCGUAAAAGAAGUGGUCAAGGUGGAGAAAGACCUGGAGAUGCUCCAGGCAGCCCAGGCCCUGAGGCUGCAGAUUCAGGAGGAUGCGGCCCAGCGGAAGGGGGCAGAGGAUGCCGUGGCCAAGCUGCAGGCUCGAGUUGUGGAGCUGGAGGCGGCAAUCCGCGCCGUGGAGCCCAAGGUGAUCGUGAAGGAGGUGAAGAAGGUGGAACAGGACCCCGGCCUCCUCCAGGAGGCAUCCAGGCUGAGGAGCCUCCUGGAGGCACAGAGGAAUGAGAACGAGGUGCUGGCCAGGGAGCUGAAGGAGCUGUAUAGCAAGCACAGCGCGGUGGAGAAGCAGAAGCCCCGGGUGGACCUGCAGGAGCGCGUGCAGGAGACCUUCCAGGUGGACCCGGAGACGGAGCGGGAGAUUGCACGGCUCCGGGCGGAGCUGCAGGAGACCGCCCGCAAGAGGAGCGGGGUGGAGCAGGAGGUGGAGGGGCUGCUGCCCGAGCUGGCGGUGCUGCGGGCGCAGAAGCCCACCGUGGAGUACAAGCAGGUGACGCAGGAGCUGGUGCGGCACGAGAGGAGCCCCGAGGUGCUGCGGGAGAUCGACCGCCUGAAGGCCCAGCUCAACGAGCUGGUCAACGGCAGCGGGCGGGCCCAGGAGCAGCUCAUCCGGCUGCAGGGGGAGCGCGAUGAGUGGAGGCGAGAGCGCUCCAAGGUGGAGACCAAGACUGUGAACAAGGAGGUGGUGCGCCGUGAGAAGGACCCCGUCCUGGAGCAGGAAGCCCAGCGGCUGCGCCAGGAGGUGCAGGAGGCCACCCAGAAGCGGCGGGCGGCUGAGGACGCGGUCCAUGAGCUGCAGAACAAGUACCUGCUGCUGGAGAGGCGACGGCCCGAGGAGAGGGUGGUGGUGCAGGAGGUGGUGGUCACCCAGAAGGACCCGAAGCUCCGCCAGGAGCACAGCCGGCUGAGCCGGAGCCUGGAUGAGGAGGCUGGCCGGCGGCGGCAGCUGGAGCGGGAGGUGCAGCAGUUGCGGGCCACCGUGCAGGAGGACGAGGGCCGGCUCAGCUUCCAGGAGGACCGCAGCAAGAAGCUGGCCGUGGAGAGGGAGCUGCGGCAGCUGACCCUGAGGCUCCAGGAGCUGGAGAAGCGGCCUCCGGCGGUGCAGGAGAAAAUCAUCAUGGAGGAGGUAGUCCAGCUGGAGAAGGACCCGGACCUGGAGAAGUCCACGGCAGCCCUCCGGCAAGACCUGGCCCAGGAGAAGACCCAGGCGACCGAGGUGCAUCGGGAGUGCAAGAACCUGCAGGUGCAGAUCGAUGUGCUCCAGAAGACCAAGGCGCAGGAGAAGACCAUCUACAAGGAAGUGAUCAGGGUGGAGAAGGACCCGGUGCUGGAGGGAGAGCGUGCCCGGGUAUGGGAGGCGCUCAACCGGGAGCGCGGGGCCCGGGAGAGCCGGGAGGAGGAGGUGAGGCGCCUGCGGGAGCGGGUGGAGAGGGCCGAGGCGCUGGGGAGGACCUGGGCGCGGGAGGAGGCCGAGCUCCAGAAGACCCGGGACCGGGCGAGCCAGGAGUGCAGGCGGCUGCAGCAGGAGCUGCGGGAACUGGAGAGGCAGAAGCAGCAGAGGGUGCUGCGCCUGCAGGAGGAGUCCAAGCUGCUCAGCCAGAAGACGGAGAGCGAGCGGCAGAGGGCAGCCCAGCGGGGCCAGGAGCUCUCGCAGCUCGAGUCGGCCAUCCUCCGUGAGAAGGACCAGAUCUACGAGAAGGAGCGGACCCUCCGGGAACUCCACACCCAAGUGAGCCGGGAGGAGCUCAACCAGGAGACCCAGACGCGGGAGACCAACCUCUCCACCAAGAUCUCUAUCCUGGAGCCCGAGACGGGGAAGGACAUGUCCCCGUACGAGGCCUACAAGAGGGGCGUCAUCGACCGAAGCCAGUACCUCCAGCUGCAGGAUCUCGAGUGUGACUGGGAGGAGGUCACCACCUCGGGCCCCCAUGGGGAGGAGUCUGUGCUCCUGGACCGCAAGAGCGGGAAGCAGUACUCCAUUGAGGCCGCCCUGCGCAGCCGGCGCAUCUCCAAGGAGGAGUACCAUCUCUACAAGGACGGCCAGCUCCCCAUCAGCGAAUUCGCCCUGCUUGUGGCCGGGGAGACCAAGCCCUGCCCCUCCCUCUCCAUUGGCGCCAUCAUCUCCAAGUCCCCGCUUGCAUCUCCGGCCCCCCAGAGCACCAAUCUCUUCUCUCCUGGCUUCUCUCUCGGGCUCGGCGAGGACAGCUUCCCCAUUGCCGGCAUCUACGACACGACCACGGACAACAAGUGCACCAUCAAGACCACCGUGGCCAAGAACAUGCUGGACCCCAUCACCGGGCAGAAGCUGUUGGAGGCGCAGGCGGCCACGGGAGGCAUCGUGGACCUCCUGAGCCGGGAGCGCUACUCCGUGCACAAGGCGAUGGAGCGGGGGCUGAUCGAGAGCGGCUCAACUCAGAGGCUGCUCAACGCCCAGAAGGCCUUCACCGGCAUUGAGGACCCCGUGACCAAGAAGAGGCUGUCGGUGGGCGAGGCCGUCCAGAAGGGCUGGAUGCCCCAGGAAAGCGUGCUCCCGCACCUGCGGGUGCAACACCUGACCGGGGGGCUCAUCGACCCCAAGAGGACCGGCCGCAUCCCUGUGGCGCAGGCCGUGCUCUCCGGCAUGAUCAGCGAGGAGCUGGCCCAGCUCCUGCAGGACGAGGCCAGUUACGAGAAGGACUUGACAGAUCCCAUCUCCAAGGAGCGACUGAGCUACAAGGAGGCCAUGGGGCGCUGCCGGAAGGACCCCCUGAGCGGCCUGUUGCUCCUCCCAGCCUCGCUAGAGGGGUACCGGUGCUACCGCUCAGGCUCCCCCACUGUCCCGCGCUCCCUGCGUUGAUGGGGGCCGAGCAGUCACAGGGAGUGAUUGGGGAUGGGGAGGGGAGGAUGCACGCACCCCGGGCCCCUGGAGCAGCUUAACCCAGGGGAGUGGGUCUUCCCUCUGACUCCUCGAUGUUCUGUUUCUCACGCGUUCUCGGUGUUGGACUCCCUCCCAUGACUUUGGUAGCCCCCGACCCAUCCCCUGCGCCAGCAGCUCUGCUUCCCCGGCUCCUCCCUCACCCUGUGCUUCCAAUAAACGAAUUCUCCUGG